AUAAAAACACUCUUUUCAUUACAACAUUUCUUCGACUCUGUCUCCACCCUUCUCAACGGCUCACCCUUUUCUCUCUCCUAAUUUUCAGCUGAGCAGCAGAGUUUGAGCUGAACUAUUUCAAGCUUUCCAACAAUGGCGGUUUCUCUUUCUUCUCUCUCUUCUCUCCUUCUUCUUCUCCUUUUCGUCACUCUCGUUGCCGCUUCUCGUACUGCUCCCAGGCUUGGAGAAACAGAGGAGUUGCAUAGCUUAAAGAACAGAACAAUGGCGGAAAAGUUGGAGGAGAUUGAUACAUUUAAUGAACAUGCAGUGGCUGACCCAGAAGAGGUUGUUUCUAUGGUUCACAUGAGUAUCCAGAACAGCACUCAGCGAAGGAAUUUGGGUUAUUUUUCAUGUGGGACAGGAAACCCCGUUGAUGAUUGCUGGCGUUGUGACCGCAACUGGCACAAAAACCGUAAGCGCCUAGCUGACUGCGGUAUUGGUUUUGGAAGAAAUGCCAUUGGUGGCAAGAAUGGUCGCUUCUACGUUGUCACAGACCCUCGUGAUGAUGACCCUGUCAACCCCAGGCCUGGGACUCUGCGUCAUGCAGUUAUCCAGGAAGAGCCUCUUUGGAUCAUAUUUAAGCGUGACAUGGUGAUUGAGUUGAAGGAGGAGCUUAUCAUGAACAGCUUUAAGACAAUUGAUGGUCGUGGAGCCAAUGUCCACAUUGCUAAUAGAGCUUGUGUUACAAUUCAGUAUGUGACAAACAUCAUCAUCCAUGGCAUUCACAUACAUGAUUGCAAACCCACUGGUAAUGCUAUGGUGAGGAGUUCCACUACUCAUUUUGGAUGGAGAACAAUGGCUGAUGGAGAUGGCAUCUCAAUCUUUGGCGCAAGUCAUAUUUGGAUCGAUCACAACUCCCUCUCACACUGUGCUGAUGGACUUGUUGAUGCCGUGAUGGGUUCAACUGCUAUCACCAUUUCCAACAAUCACUUUGCUCACCAUAAUGAGGUGAUGCUGUUGGGACAUAGUGAUUCUUAUGUGAGAGACAAGGCGAUGCAAGUUACAAUUGCAUUUAACCAUUUUGGUGCAGGCCUUAUGCAGAGAAUGCCAAGGUGUCGCCAUGGUUAUUUCCAUGUGGUGAACAAUGACUACACCCACUGGGAAAUGUAUGCAAUUGGUGGAAGUGCAGCCCCUACCAUCAACAGUCAGGGCAACAGAUAUGCAGCCCCAACCAACCCUUUUGCGAAAGAGGUGACAAAGAGGGUGGAGACAGCUGCAAACAAAUGGAAGGGUUGGAACUGGAGGUCUGAGGGAGAUCUACUGCUGAACGGUGCAUACUUCACCCCAUCCGGAGCUGGAGCCUCAGCUAGUUACGCAAGAGCCUCAAGCUUGGGAGCUAAGUCCUCUUCCAUGGUCGGAACCAUCACAGCAAGUGCAGGCCCUCUCUCCUGCCGCAGGGGUCGCCAAUGCUAGCCCUUAGUUACAACUCUGUUCAUAAGAAAAGAGUCCAAGUUUCCCUUUUUUUUUAUUUUAUUUUUUUUUAUUGUCCAUUUUUGGUUUUCCUUCCAUAGAUUUACCACAAUAUAGCAGCAUUGAUCCAUUAAGUCACCUUUACCUGAUUGAACCACUUUUCUACAGCUCACCGGCAAGUGUACAUUUUUUACACAUUGUCUCUAUAUAUGAUUUGAUUAAACCCUCACAUAUCCAUUGUCGAAUCAAUCAUAUAAUUGGAUUGAAGAAGCCUUUUAUAUCCAUUGUUGAAUCAAAUUUGUGUGGCUUUUUUUAUUUUCUCAACCUCGGCCUGCUUCAUUUCAGAAGAAAGAUUUCGCGAUGACAGCAAGGUCAGAAGCGUUGUUCCUUUCUUCUUUUGGCUUUUGAUUUACCCUUUCCUUUUUUGAAUUCCCUCCAAAACAAAUCAACCCUCUUCCUAAAUUUAUAACCACCUUUGCCUUUUUUUUCUGAAGUGUCAGGUUUCUACAGUUCUUUGUUUUUGAUUUAUAGGAAUUGGGAAAUGGUUUGUAAUCUUCUUUUUCUUUUCUCUUGUGAGUCCUAGUUACACAAGUACUAGUUUGAUUUGAACAAAAGUUACAAUUGUCAAGAAACAUUCAGAAAUUGAAUUGUGUGUUGCAGAAUGCAGAUCUUAGUCUAUCAGAAACAACCUCCCCCCCUCCCCUACCCCUGUGAUUCUCCUGCAUUGCAUCUUCAGACGGAAAUUUAUUAUUGCAAAUCUAACUCUGCCAAAGUAUGAAUACUUGGAAGCUCUCAUCUUUCGAAUUAUUGGUCUUAUCUCUCAAAGGCUGGUAGGAACCACACCAUUAAAGAGAAAAAAAUUAUUGAAGUCUUUUAACAGAACAACAGUCUAAUCAGAAGAGAAGAAAUACAUUAAUGGGUUCAAUUCCCCUGGCAUGUUAGUCUACCAUAUUAUUUCUGCCAAGUUAAGGAAAAAUGGAAUAAAUACCAUAGCAUGUGAGGUAGGUCCAAUAUGCUGCAUAUUUGCAUGUGAUUAGUCAAUGUGAGAUGAUUUUUAAGCCAUCAAAUUACAAGCUGAGGUUUCCCACUAUAAGUUUGUGAUUGUUGUAGUAAGAUCUAGUAUGAAAUUUAUGCCCCAACUUUGUGUCAGAUUAGACAAUUGGCCAAAUGUUCGAUUGAGUAACUUUGGACAAA
Molecule: messenger RNA, 2643 nt
Organism: Chenopodium quinoa (quinoa)
Lineage: Eukaryota; Viridiplantae; Streptophyta; Magnoliopsida; Caryophyllales; Amaranthaceae
Product: probable pectate lyase 8
Exons: 7
Coding region: 133-1452 (439 amino acids)
Molecular function (GO): pectate lyase activity
Source: RefSeq, a predicted model, not a curated record